ACAGCUGUUUAGCAAUAAUGACCUGGAAGCCGAGCGAACCCAACCGAAGACAACAAACUUAAAUGCAAACGAGCAUCAGCUUUAUUACUGAUCCACAACAAAAGAAUCUCCAUCGAGUACAAGGUGAACUGGUCACAGUCCAACGCUGCAGCCAGAUGUGAGGACUGUUUACCAGUCAUGAAGUUCCAAGUUUUUAAAAGGCCUAGCCUUCCAAAGUGGAGUUGGCUGUUACUAUUCUUCAUCGUCGCUACCCUGAUGAUAUACAUCAUGAACAUCCUGGAGUUUCAGAAUAAAGUGAAGACCAUCAUCGUAUUCUCGAGGCCCGUCACUCCAUCGACUGACACGCAUCACGACUUCUGCAGGUUAAAACCACUGCCCCCCGAGGAGGCUCAUGAAGAAGCUCUCCUGCUAAAGUUCAUCGCUUGGCCUGAAACUCCACCUGUACCAUCUCCUCUUUCCCUGAACACGACCAGUGAUCCAGCCCACAGCACCUUCACCAUUCUCCCACAGAGGGGAGGGGGCCAGUGGCAUGUAGGGGAUAAACUGGAGGUUUUGAUUAAAAUGAACGACUUUCGAGGCCAUCCAAAGAAGUCCGGAGGAGACGUUUUAUUUGUCCGGCUUCACAGCCCGACUCUUGAUGCAGGAGUAGCAGGGAAAGUGGUGGAUCAUCUCAAUGGCUCCUACUCUGCUGUAUUCUUUUUACCGUGGGAAGGAAGCGCAGAGGUCGAGGUGACACUGGUUCAUCCCGGUGAAGCAGUCACGGAGCUGCGCAGGUUGAACAGAGAAGAUCCCGACAGGAUUUUGUUCAAGAGUGUGUUCCAGUCAGGUUCAGUCACUGAAACCACCACCUGUAACGUAUGUUUGCGUCCGACCCAGCAGCCUGUGUGCAACUACACUGACCUCCGUACAGGUGAGCCCUGGUUCUGCUACAAGCCAGAAAAUCUGAGUUGUGAUGCCAGAAUGAACAACUUCAACGGAGGAAAUCAACCAAUCAUCACAACCACAAGGAAGCUUUUUCAGAGCGGUGUCAACCUGAAAGUCUCCAUUCCAGCUUCAGGACCUGCCAGUGUCACCAUUUUUCCAAAACAGGAAGGUCAGUCAGAUGCAAAUAGCAGCAGUGUGGACUCUGGACCCUCUGGCUAUUAUUACCGGGGUGUGUGGCAAGCACUAGGUGGCGCCACAGUUCAUCAGUUCAACACUUCCUCAGCCAUCACGCAGUGUCUGAAAGGCAAGAUGGUUCAUAUGUAUGGAGACUCCACCAUGAGGCAGUGGUUUGAGUACCUUAAUGCAACAAUGCCAGAUUUAAAGGAGUUUGACUUGCACAGUAAGAAACAAGCAGGACCUUUCAUGGCCCUGGACUACGCAAACAACAUCAUGGUGAUGUACCGCUGCCACGGUCCUCCUUUCCGGUCCACUGUAGUCCCAGCCAUCGAGCUGCAUUAUGUCGCCAACGAGUUAGACAAAAUUGCUGGAGGCAGCAGCACCGUUGUAGUUCUUGCCGUCUGGGCACACUUUGGCACUUUCCCCAUUGAGUUCUACAUCCGGCGGCUGUUGACCAUCCGCAGGGCGGUGGUGCGGCUGCUGGACAGGGCUCCAACCACACUAGUUGUUAUUCGGAAUGGAAACCCCAAAUCUUUAACAAGCUUCAUUCACUCAUCUACCAACAGUGACUGGUACUCGCUGCAGCAGGUCAAGGUGCUCAGGGCCAUGUUCAAAGGGCUGAAUGUCCAUCUGGUGGAUGCCUGGGAGAUGGUUUUGGCCCACCACCUGCCCCAAGAACUCCACCCACAACCUCCCAUUCUUAAGAACAUGAUUAAUGUUUUCUUGUCAUACAUAUGCCCUGAAAAAGGUAACUAGAUGUGUUUGUUUCAGCAGACUGUGUUUAAUCACAGUCGCCCUUUUAUUUAUUAAAUGAAGUUUUCCACUUCGUCACUUAACACAUCAAAGCUGACCCCUCAACGCACUCUCCGACCUACAGGACUGCUUUGCAUACACAGACUGGGACUUAUUCGAACACGAGGACCUAGAAACAUUCACAGGGACGGUACUGGACUACAUUAAGUUCUGUAUCGGAAAUG
Molecule: messenger RNA, 2078 nt
Organism: Archocentrus centrarchus (flier cichlid)
Lineage: Eukaryota; Metazoa; Chordata; Actinopteri; Cichliformes; Cichlidae
Product: NXPE family member 3-like
Exons: 7
Coding region: 178-1857 (559 amino acids)
Source: RefSeq, a predicted model, not a curated record